Molecule: messenger RNA, 637 nt
Organism: Lecanosticta acicola
Lineage: Eukaryota; Fungi; Ascomycota; Dothideomycetes; Mycosphaerellales; Mycosphaerellaceae
Source: the annotation of a GenBank genome assembly
AUGUCGUUCCCAGGAAUGCCUCAGCCUGGAGCUGGGGUUGGGGCCGCGGGCAUGGAUCCGCAAAAGGUGCAAGAGCAGGCAAUGAUCAAAGGCGUGCGUCUCACACAUGGCCUGUCAUCCGAAGCGAUCAAGCCUUCUAUUCUACAGAGGACUGAUCUACUGAAUCUAGAUGCAAGCCGUAAUGGAAUCCUGCCCCGCGAAACUCGCCAUCUCCGGCACCAUGGGCUUCGCCCUCGGCGGUGUCUUCGGCCUCUUCAUGUCCUCCAUGCGCUACGACACGCCCCUCUCCGCCGGCAUGCCAGGCGGCGUCGGCACCCAGAUCACCGAUCUGCCCUGGCGCCAACAGCUCAAGACGGGUUUCAAAGACAUGGGCAAAGCCUCAUGGUCGUCGGCGAAGAAUUUCGGAUACAUAGGCGCCCUGUUCGCGGGGUCGGAAUGUGCGAUUGAAGGGUUCCGGGCGAAGAAUGAUCUGGCGAAUGGAGUCGCGGCGGGAUGCUUUACGGGUGCGUUUUUGGCGCGGAAUUCGGGGCCGCAGGCUAUGGCGGUGGGGUGUGCUGGGUUUGCGGCUUUUUCGGCUGCUAUUGAUGCGUAUAUGAGGAUGCCGAGUGAUGAUCGGGCGGCGGAUUCGAUUGUUUGA